CAAUUAUGCUUCUGCAGCCAGAGAAGAAUGGCGGUCAACGCAUCAUGGAGGAGGCAUAAUCUAGGACGAGCAUAGGACCUGAUAAUUCAGGGGGCAAGGCAGGGCAAGGCGCUCCUACGCAUGUAGCCUUGUAGGUAUCUGGGCAAUGGCAGGAACAGUCAAAGUUGAACGCUGAGUUGAGGCAAACCAAGUCAGUUGGAAGGCGGGACAAGCCCAGGAGUUUGGGGCACUUGUAAGUUCUCCGAUUGGCCGACAAAGUGGUAGCCGUCGUUGGAGUAUCCCACUUCACAAAGAGGGAGUGGCAAAGAGGUUGAAGUUCUUGAGCAGAUGUUGCAAGAGAUCAAUCUGUGAGCGCUUGAUUUGGAGAGCCCUUCCCAAACUUACCCUAGUCGGGCUUUGCCGAAACUGAUUUGUGAAGGCUUCACCCGAGGAACAAGCAAGUACAAUAGUCAGGGCCCCGGUUCUGCAGAACUUCUUUAGGGUGAAUAACAAUCGAAGAUAUGGCGGAGGUCGCCCCUGUCCAUGGGAGCCAGCCCCUGAUCAUAGAUCUCAACGAGCCGCAGGCGCCGAUGGAUGAGAGGCGCUUCUCAACGCCUGCCAGAAUUGAGGGGCCUCAUACUGAUGCAAGGGAAGACAAAAUGGGAGCGGAGGGUGCCUUUCCAAGCGUGAGAAAAACAUAUUGGAGGUCUGCUAGUUGGACCCCUGGUAGAGGCGGCCGGUCUUCUCUGCAAAGGACCGCCUCGGGUAAAGCCACAGGUCUGCAACGCGCCAACGGCAAGGUGCUCCCUGAAGAUGCCGGUGGGGGAAAAGGCAAAGGCUUGAGGAUACAGGUCGACAAUGGCUGGAAGGGUGACGUCGAGGUGAUCAAACUCUCCGGGGGUGAAGACAGCGGUCCCACCACCGGAGGGGGGUCCCAGAAGCCCGGCAGCAGACCCCCCCGGGGAAUGCACCUCGACUUGGGGGCUCUCCAGAUGGGGAAUCCAGUCGCAGAACCAACCGAGAUCCAGGCGCGGCGCACCAAGUUUGCGUAUUUCGAGAAGCACUGCAGCCGCGUGGCGGAGCACGUGUAUUUGGGGAGCGACGUCGUGGCGAGGAGCAGGGAGAUCUUGCGGGAGUCGGGGAUCACGCACGUGCUGAACUGCGUCGGGUUUGUGUGCCCCGAGUACUUUGCGGGGGAGCUGGUGUACAAGACGCUCUGGCUGCAGGACAUUCCCGGAGAGGACCUCGUGAGCAUCCUGUACGACAUCUUCGAUUACCUGGAGGACGUUCGCACGCAGCACGGUCGUGUCCUGGUGCACUGCUGCCAGGGCGUCUCGCGCUCGACCUCGCUCGUCAUUGCUUACCUCAUGUGGCGCGACAACCGGUCGUUUGACGAGACGUUCCGGGACGUGAAGGCGGUCCGAGGGACGGCAAACCCGAACAUGGGCUUUGCCUGCCAGCUGCUGCAAUGGCAGAAACGGAUCACGUGGGGCCCCGACGGCGAGCCUCCCCCCCACUCAGGGCGCAUGUACCGGGUUGCCCCCCACAGCACGUAUAGCCCGCUCCACCUGGUGCCGAAGCCAGUGGGGAAGCUUAGAGGUUCCGAGCUAGACCGGAGGGGGGUGUUUGUGGUGGACGCCUCGAGCGGGCAGGUUUUCGUGUGGGUGGGCCAGGGCGCGCCGCACAGCAUGGCGGAAGCGGGGGGGCGGAUUGCGGCGCAGCUGGUGCGGUACGAGCGGGCGAAAGGCCCUGUCACGGUGGUGCGGCAGGGGCAGGAAGGGGCGGAGUUCUGGGCGGUGAUGAGCGCGGGUGGGGGGGACGAGGCCUCGGAGGAACGGGGCCAGGAACUAGACGCGGGGAAGGUGCAACGGCGAGAGAGCAGACCGGUGGAGGUUGACAGAGACGAGGGAGGUUCUGAGGGGGAUACCUCAACAGCUAACCCGGGUGCUAACCCUGACGGUCCGGUGGAGGUGGGCACGCUGCCGGCUUAUGAUGCGGAUUACGAGCUCUUCCGUCGGGCCGAGAGCGGGGAGAUCAAAAUGGCGACCCCUGGGUCUAGCGUUCUCCCAGGAGCAACAAAACCGAUGUCGCCAACCAAAAUUGCGAAAGAGGAUCAGAAACAGUCCGGCGUCAGCGGCGCCCCCAGCCCCCGUGGCGAACCGAUUCUAAGAACGGCCGUACGGACAGAGGAUCCAUCCACAGCACCAGAUCAGAGCAGCAAGGCCAGGAGAGAUCAGCCAGGGGGGAACGGACAGACUGCCCCGGAAACCAAGCUGACGUCCCCCCCGAACAGGAAGCAAGCACAGCCCGACGUUUUUGUCCCGUCCGUAAGCCGAUCAUACCCAGUGUCCACGCUGCCCCCCCCCUCGCCGUCUCUCCCGCCCCCAAACAAGCGCAGCAAGUCGCCCACGACCACAGAAACCGCCGCCCAAAGCGCCGACGUUCUUUCGCCCCCCCCUCCCUCCCCGUCCUCUUCCAUGGGCAGCUUCUACAAGCAGCACCGCGUUUUGUCUCCCCGCCCCGGGCUUGAUCUGUCCGAACCGAAGCCUCGCAAGAGCCCCUCCAAUCUCGGUCCCCGAGCCGAUUCCAGCGGGGGGGAUGCGGCCACUCCCCGUCGCCGAUCGUUGCUUUCCGAGGAGAAGGCCGGGGCAGCGGAGGCUACCCGGUCGAUGGAAUGGGGGUUGGCGAAAGACGCGGGGAAGGAGUCCGGGGGCCAGACGCCCCGCCAGAUGUGGCCCCCUGUUUCGGAGGUGCGGCAGGCGCACUCCUCCUUUGCGAUAUCGCCGAACUUUGGAGGCUCCGAGCGCGCCUGGACGGUGCCCGAGUCUCCGCGGGUGGUUCGCCGGACUAGCUUUCCGGGGUUUGCGGUGAGCGGGAGUCAACAUCCGGAAAGCCCGGGCAUGAGGCCCGCCCGGAAUGAGGAGGCCAGGCCAGCUUUGCCCGGGGGUGUGGCAACUCCGGAGAGCGAUCCAAAGGACGAGAACGAACAGGAAGCAGAGAGGUCGGUGGACGAGCGACGUGAAUCUGCGGCGAGUGGGGAGGAGGGCAAGGGAGAACCGAACCCCCGAGAAGAGACCCAGUCUUCAGAGCUCGGCGAAUCCCGUGCCUCGGACGGGUCCGAAAGUCGAGGAGCGGACAGCUGGGCAAAGAGGCGGCCCGGUUUGCAGAUCCCCGGCGUUGAGUCGGUCAAAGUUGAUGUGGCUCCUGUUAGCCCGGUUGGGCUCCUACCGGGCGCAGAGGUGCUGAGCCCGGGGGUGUCGGAGGAGACCGAUGAUCUGGUGACGGAGCGGAUACCCCCUACUGCGAAGAAGCUGGAGCUGCUCGCUGGAGGGGGGGAGCUGGUGGAGUCGAGGGAUUCGCCGAUGGACGUCGACAGGAGACAGUUCCGUGAGCGGGGCAGAGCGACCCCAGUGAAUCGCGCCAGGGGGGAAGAGAAGGCAGAGGUCGAGGGGGGGCCCCGGCUGUUCGAAGCCCCCCUGUUUGAGGAGGUGGAGAUGUUCGACACGGACGAUUUGCACUCCGAGUCGGCGUACGUUUUGCUUGUGAAUUCGGACGGGGCUUCGGACGGCGGAAAGGGUCGGGACAUGUUUGUUUGGUUAGGGGCGGACUAUUUGAAGCAAGGGGAUGAUCGUCGAAUCAGCACGGGCAGUGCGAUGUCGACUGACUCUACCGCGGAGGAGGAGGAGUUCAAGGAUGGGGGGAGCAUAGGGGAAGACUUUGUGAGGAGGAAUGGGCUCCCGUCCGAGACUCCCUUUGUGGUUGUCACGGAAGGCAAGGAACCGGACGAGUUUUGGAGCCACUUUGUCAAUGGCUGAGUGUGACACACUCACUCAUGAGGAAGGCGACAAUGAGGGGUGAGCUGUACUUUAUGGUAGGUUGCUACUCGGUGCGUGGGCAAAGCGAUUCUUGCAUUUAAUUCUCCAGUAUUUGUACAAUUCGUUCCAAAGAAUGACGUAGCGAUGACUUUGAGCAGUCAGAUCGUUGGUAACAAGGUCUGAUCAAAAAUAAGAUACAUGAGAUUACGACCUUUGAAUUGUACGGUCCGAAACUGGGGCAGUUAAGGUUAAAGGCAGCUACCGUCCUAGGGAAGUCCAUUUGGUGGUCACGGACCUGGUGCCUCUAGGUUUAGCCAGCCCAACGAUACGAGCGAGCUAUGCAACGGAAGAGGUUCUUGCACAUUUCUACAACCAAGCUGCGGACAUGAUCGGCAUUGAAUCAUGAUUCACCUGCAGAGCAACGCCAUA
Klebsormidium nitens is the source of this 4223-nucleotide messenger RNA. NCBI's taxonomy places the organism in Eukaryota, Viridiplantae, Streptophyta, Klebsormidiophyceae, Klebsormidiales, Klebsormidiaceae. The record is from the annotation of a GenBank genome assembly.